AUGACUGUCGGCGUCGCCUCCAAGCUGCUCGAUGCGCCCUUCUCGCACGUCAUCAACGGCAAGUCCGUUGAUGCCAAGGGCGCCAAGAUGCUCGACGUCAUCGACCCCGCCACCGAAAAGGUGAUCGCACAGGUGCCUAUCGCCACCAAGGACACCGUCGACCAGGCCGUCGAUGCCGCCCACGCCGCUUUCCCUUCGUGGUCCAAGACCUCGUGGGACGAGCGUGCUAAGCUGCUCGAGCAGUACGGCGAAGAGUUCAAGGCCAUGACGCCCGAGCUCGUCAAGCUGCUCACCGCCGAGCAGGGCAAGGCGCUCAUGUUCUCCCAGCACGAGUGCGAGAGCAUCCUCCCCUGGUUCACCGAGCUCGCCAAGGUCCGCCUCGAAGAGAAGGUCAAGCACGAGGACGAGACACACCGCGCUGUCGAGCGCUACCUCCCUCUCGGUGUUUGCGCCGGUAUUGUGCCCUGGAACUUCCCCAUCCUGCUCAUGCUCUGGAAGGUGACCCAGGCCAUCAUCACCGGUAACUGCAUUAUCAUCAAGCCCUCGCCCUUCACGCCUCUCUGCGACAUUCGCAUCAUCGAGGCCGCGCAGAAGAUCUUCCCUCCCGGUGUGGUUCAGAUCGUCGUUGGUGACGACAACCUCGGCCCUUGGAUCACCGAGCACCCUCGCAUCCAGAAGAUCUCGUUCACCGGCAGCACUGUCACUGGCCGCCUCGUCGCCAAGAGCUGCUCUGCCACGCUCAAGCGCUUCACUCUGGAGCUCGGUGGCAACGACCCUUGCAUCGUGCUCCCGCAGCAGUCGGACAUGGCCACUGCCGCACAGAACGUUCUACUGAGCGCCUUCUUCAACUCGGGUCAGGUCUGCAUCGCCGCCAAGCGUAUCUACGUUCACGAGGACAUCUACGACGAAUUCAAGGCGACUCUCGCCCAGGUCGUUCAGAACUUCAAGGUGGGCCCCGGCAACGAGGAGGGCGUCAUGUUCGGUCCCAUCAACAACAAGAUGCAGUACAACAAGGUCGCCGAGUUCUUCGAGGAGUCCAAGAACAAGAAGUUCAACUUCAUCUCCGGAGGCGAGGUCGAGAAGAAGGAUGGCUACUUCUACCCGCUCAGCAUCGUCGACAACCCUCCUGAGGACAGCAAGCUCGUUCAGGAGGAGCCCUUCGGCCCCAUCGUGCCCCUGCUCAAGUGGAAGGACGAGGCCGACCUGCUCAAGCGCGUCAACGACUCCCAGUGGGGUCUCGGUGCCACCGUUUGGGGGUCUGACAACGCUGCCGCCGAGCGCAUCGCUCGCCAGGUCGAAAGCGGGACGGUGUGGAUCAAUCGAAUGGUGAGCCAUCACCCUGCCGUUCCUUUCGGCGGUAUGAAGAGCUCUGGUAUCGGUGCCGAGCAUGGUUCCUCCGGUCUUGCCGCCUACUGCCAGGUCCAGGCCAUCUGGCUCCCGAAGUAA
This is a messenger RNA of Moesziomyces antarcticus, 1446 nucleotides long. Its product is annotated as aldehyde dehydrogenase (NAD+). The record is from RefSeq and is a predicted model, not a curated record. Bases 1 to 1446 code for a protein of 481 amino acids. Gene Ontology annotation, molecular function: aldehyde dehydrogenase (NAD+) activity. Lineage: Eukaryota; Fungi; Basidiomycota; Ustilaginomycetes; Ustilaginales; Ustilaginaceae. The transcript has a single exon.